This is a messenger RNA of Kockovaella imperatae, 1558 nucleotides long. RefSeq names its product putative phosphopyruvate hydratase. Gene Ontology annotation, cellular component: phosphopyruvate hydratase complex. The transcript is spliced from 13 exons. Gene Ontology annotation, biological process: glycolytic process. The coding region runs from base 99 to 1427 and encodes 442 amino acids. Gene Ontology annotation, molecular function: magnesium ion binding; phosphopyruvate hydratase activity. The record is from RefSeq and is a predicted model, not a curated record. Lineage: Eukaryota; Fungi; Basidiomycota; Tremellomycetes; Tremellales; Cuniculitremaceae.
AUUCGUUCAUUUCUCACUCAUUUCAUUCCAUCGUCAACAACGACCCGAUACUAGUGCUAUAGCUCCUCAAUUGAUAGAGAAUCAACACAUCUCACAAAAUGUCUAUCACUAAGAUCUUUGCUCGUCAAAUCUUUGACUCCCGAGGCAACCCUACCGUAGAGGUCGACCUCCACACCGCCAAGGGCCUCUUCCGUGCCGAGGUUCCCUCCGGUGCCUCGACUGGUAUCUACGAGGCGCAUGAGCUCCGAGACAAAGGCUCGGACUUCAUGGGCAAGGGUGUCCUCAAGGCCGUCGCGGCUGUCAACGACACCAUCGCGCCUAAAUUGAUCGAGUCUCAAAUCCCCGUCACCUCCCAAAAGGAGAUCGACGACUUCCUCAUCAAGCUCGACGGAACCGACAACAAGACCAAACUCGGAGCCAAUGCCAUUCUUGGAGUCUCCAUGGCUGUCUCCCAAGCUGGAGCCGCUGAGAAGGGUCAACCCCUCUACGCUUACCUCGCUGCGCUCGCCGGUGUCUCUGAGCCCCUCGUCAUGCCUUGCCCCGCAUUCAACGUCAUCAACGGAGGUGAACAUGCCGGAAACGCUCUUGCUUUCCAGGAAUUCAUGCUCUUGCCUACCGGCGCUUCGUCCUUUGCCGAGGCUAUGAAGAUGGGAACUGAAACUUACCACACCCUGAAGAAGAUCAUCACCAAGAAAUAUGGCAAGGAUGCUACCAACGUCGGAGACGAGGGUGGAUUCGCUCCCAACGUCGCUGGCGCCGAGGACUCUCUUGAGCUCCUUACCGAAGCCAUCAAGGAUGCCGGAUACACUGGCAAGAUCCAGAUCGGUAUCGAUGCCGCUGCUUCCGAGUUCUACAAGGACGGAAAAUACGACUUGGACUUCAAGAACCCCAACUCGGACAAGUCCAAGACGCUCACCGGAGUCGAGCUGGCCGACUUGUUCCACAAGUUUUGUGAAAAGUACGACAUUUGCUCGAUUGAAGACCCCUUUGACCAGGAUGACUGGGAGGCUUGGUCUGCUUUGACCAAGGACACCAAGAUCCAGAUUGUCGGAGAUGACUUGACCGUCACCAACUCGUUGAGAAUCAAAACUGCUAUUGAGAAGAAGGCUUGCAACGGAUUGCUCCUCAAGAUUAACCAGAUUGGAACGAUCACCGAGUCCAUCCAAGCCGUCCAGCUCGCUCAAUCCGCCGGAUGGGGUAUCAUGACUUCUCACCGAUCUGGAGAGACCGAGUCGACUUACAUCGCCGAUCUUGCCGUUGCCCUCAGGACUGGUGAGAUCAAGACUGGUGCUCCCUGCCGAUCUGAGCGAGUUGCCAAGUACAACCAGCUCCUCCGAAUUGAGGAAGAACUCGGAGACAAGUGCAUCUACGCAGGAGGCAAGGGAUUGUCCCGAGGAGUCAAGGCUCCCGAGCUCCACGAGGCUUAGAGUCUGUGACCCGUAUACCGUACAUCUGUUCAGCUAUAGAGAACACAAAAAGAGAGACCUGCCUGUCCACCACCGAGAGGGACCCGCUCAAAUUGCGAUUGUUGCAUGCAUCACGGGAAUGGUCAUUGAAA